Messenger RNA from Capronia coronata CBS 617.96, 3162 nucleotides. RefSeq lists its product as uncharacterized. The coding region runs from base 1 to 3162 and encodes 1053 amino acids. The transcript has a single exon. Lineage: Eukaryota; Fungi; Ascomycota; Eurotiomycetes; Chaetothyriales; Herpotrichiellaceae. Gene Ontology annotation, molecular function: small GTPase binding. Gene Ontology annotation, biological process: protein import into nucleus. Gene Ontology annotation, cellular component: cytosol; nuclear envelope. The record is from RefSeq and is a predicted model, not a curated record.
AUGCCCUCCUUCACCAUAGAGGCGGAAGGCGAAAGAAACCCGCUGACAAGAGAUCUGGUCAUCUCAACCCUCACUAAUGCUUCUCAGCCUACGGCUCACGCCUUAAAAGCGGUCACUCAGCAGAUCGGGAAUUGGGAAAAGACACCUGGUUACUAUGCUCUUCUCCAAGAUGUCUAUGCCGAUCUAUCACUCCCCAACGAUGUUCGCUUUCAAGCCAUUAUUCAGCUCAAGAACGGCAUUGAUAAAUACUGGCGGAAGACAUCCUCCAAUGCCAUUGACAAGCAUGAGAAAGAGCAGAUCCGGACCAAAGCGAUAGAAGCAGGGGACCGCGAGCCGGUUCCUGCUCUUGCUCUCCAGAAUGCAUUGAUGUUGGCGAAAAUCGUCCGGUACGAAUUUCCCCAGGAUUGGCCUGAUGUUAUCACAGUCAUCACGCAGCAACUCCGUGUUGCCAAUCAAGACCCUUCAGCAGGCUUGUACACAUCCAACAUCUUGACCAUCACAUUGCAGAUCAUCAAAGAACUGGCCUCAGGGCGAUUACAGCGGACAAAGAAGAGCUUACAACAAGUAUCUCUGGAACUCCUUGAAGUCCUUGGGACCCUGUACAUGAACCUGGUGGCGAGAGCUCAACUUGACUCAGCGCAGCCCGACCUCCCAAGUGCUCGCAACAGCCAUUCAGCCCUCAAGACCCUGAGACGGCUUCUGGUCGUAGGCUUCGAAAGCCCACAUCGCGAGCAGCAUGUUCAACAAUUUUGGCAACUUUUGCAGACACACCAGCAGUUAUUCUGGACAGCCUACAACGGCAACCCUCCUGCAGAGGUGCAGGCCAUGCUGUUGAAGCAUCUGCUACAACUGGCGAAGCUAUAUCUCGAUAUGGCUCGAAGUCAUCCGGCUUCUUUUGUCUUGCUUGGCUGCAUGGACAUUCUGAAUCAUUCCUGGAACAUCGUCAGCAGAAGCGAUGCCAAGUCAGCCUUGGCUGGAAGCUUUGACUGGGAAGUCUAUCGCAACGGAGACGCGGACGAAGAGUCGCCGAACGAGAAGCUUUCACUGAAAGCUCUCCUGCUGUUUCGAGCAUGUAUGAAGAUGGUAUUCAAUCCUGUGCAGACGUUCAAAUACCAAACUCCGCAAGACAAAGAAGACAGGAAGAAUGCUGUUGACUACGUGAAAAACACUGUUCUGACGCAGGACUUCGUGAUUCGACUCAUGGAGAUUCUGGUGACCCAAUAUUUCGUGCUUCGACCCUCCGACCUGCGGGAGUGGGAGCAAGAACCCGAUGAGUGGGAAAGACGUGAAGAAGAGAUUGCAGAUGCAUGGGAGUUCUCGAUCCGAUCCUGUUCCGAGAAGCUAUUCCUUGACCUCGUGAUCAACUACAAAGAGUUGCUCGUGCCACAGUUACUGCAAGUCUUCUACCAGUACGCAAAUACCUCCAACACCAAUGUCCUGCUCAAAGACAGCUUGUACUCGGCGGUUGGAAUUGCUGCGGCGUGUUUGGAAGAUGUCCUCGACUUCAACACGUUCCUGAAAACAACACUGGUGCCAGAAGUUCAGAUGAAGCACCCGAACUACAACAUCCUACGACGGCGCACAGCCAUUCUCCUAGGCCAAUGGGUACCUAUGAAACCAGAAACCCUCGACCGCGUCGCUGUCUACCAGAUCUUCACCCACUUGCUCUCCAGCAAUGAACAGCUAAAUGACCAUGUUGUUCGUGUCACAGCCGGCCGUCAACUGCGACUUGUGCUCGAACCGUUCGAAUUCAAGUUCUCGGACUUCCAGCCAUAUGCCACGCCUCUGUUGCAGAGUCUGAUGUCUCUGAUUGCUGAGACGGAACUGUCAGAAACGAAGAUGGCACUGCUAGAGACCGUGAGAGUUGCAGUCACCAAGCUGGAAGGCCACAUCGAACCAUAUGCGGGAGGCAUCAUGUCCAUGCUACCACCGCUAUGGGCAGAGUCGGGCGAGGAACAUCUCAUGAAGCAAGCCAUAUUGACGAUGAUUACGGCGAUUGUCAACAGUCUCGGCCAGAAAAGCCUGACUUACCAUAAUGCCAUCUUGCCAAUCAUCCACGACUCCGUCCAGCCGGAAUCAGAAGCCAUUGUGUACCUGCUGGAGGAAGCGCUCGACCUCUGGACAGCGAUCCUCCAGCAGACGCCAACCAACCAAGCGUCGCCAGAGCUCCUUGCCUUGUCACAAUCACUCCUCCCACUGCUCGAGAUGGGCAGCGACCUGCUAAGACAGAUAUUUGAGAUCGUGGAGUCCUACAUCAUCCUGUCCCCCGGAACGGUGUUGUCACCGGCAUUCCUGCCAUCGCUUCUCACGUCACUGAAAUCCCUCCUACCAAUGCUUUCGACCAGUCGAGCUCGAGACGCCUCUCUGGCGCCCCACGUGCUGGAGAAUCUUGUCGCAACGAUAUCCCUGGAAUCGUACUCUGCACUAGACCCGCAGCAAGCGCUGAACUAUCUUCUCGAAUCGAUGCUCAGCACAGGCUAUCUCGCAACCCUUCUCGAGCUCGUGAAAGGAGCAUAUGAAUACCAUGAGCACCCACGACCGAAUGUCCGACCGCCGGAGAUCAUCGGACCCGGAGAGACGAGCCUCUUCACCUUAUUGUCUCGCAUUGCACUUCUCUCUCCAGACAAACUGGUACAAGCCGUCACCGCAGCCAAUGUCAUUUCAACAUCGACCUCUACGCCCACAACAAUCCCACCAUCUCCCAUGCACUGGUUGUUGAUCGAGUGGAUGCAGCAGAUCGACAGCAUCGGCGACAUCCUGCGCAAGAAACUCCAGGUUCUCGCUCUGACCAACCUCCUGACCGUGACAACACCUCCGUUCCCGCAGCUGAUGUUCGAACACCUCCAGUCUUUGCUCACCGUCUGGACCGACAUUGUCGUCGAAUUGCGCGAGGAGGCAGCCGACGACAGCGAGGGCGACUACCUGUGGCAUAACAGGCCGGGAGACGUCCCCGAGUGGCCGGACGCGACGCCCGAAGACAGCCGCAAGCGAGCCGUCAGCAACCAAGAUCCUAUCUACACUUUCAAUAUCCGCCAUUUAAUCGCUGCCAGGUUGCGGCAUGCCAUGGAAUCGGCUGGUGGUCCUGCGGCGUUUGAGCACGAAUGGCUCAGCCGUAUUGACUCGGCCGUGCUUAAGGCGUUUAUCGACUUGAAGUUGUUGUAA